AUGGGGGGCAAAACCGGCACCAAAGCUGUCUACUUCGACAAGCUCAAGGGCUUGCUCGAAGACGUCGACAAUGUCUCGUCGCAACAGAUGCACGAGAUUCGACACAACCUGCGCGGCGAAGCGGUGGUUUUGAUGGGCAAGAACACCAUGGUCCGACGAGCUCUCAAGGGUUUCAUCCCAGACAGUCCGGAGUACGAACGGUUGCUGCCUCACGUCAAGGGAAACGUUGGCUUCAUCUUCACCAAUGGGGAUCUGAAGACCAUCCGUGACAAGAUCCUCGCGAACCGUGUCGCAGCUCCUGCUCGUGCUGGUGCCGUGGCUCCCGGAGAUGUGUAUGUCCCAGCUGGAAACACUGGCAUGGAACCCGGCAAGACGUCGUUCUUCCAAGCUCUCGGUGUCCCCACCAAGAUUGCUCGUGGUACCAUCGAAAUCACCACUGAUCUCAAGCUGGUCGAGGCCGGCGCAAAAGUCGGUGCCUCCGAAGCUACCCUGCUCAACAUGUUGAACAUUUCCCCUUUCACCUACGGCAUGAAGGUGCAACAAGUGUACGAGGAAGGACAAACCUUCUCACCCGAUGUGUUGGACAUUGAGGAGAGUCAGCUGCUCAAGUCACUGACCUCGGCAAUCACUACGAUCACUACCAUCUCCCUUGCUGCCAACUACCCGACCCUUCCAUCCGUCAUCCACAGCUUGAUCAACGGCUACAAGAAAGCCAUUGCAGUCGCCAUUGAGAUCGAUUAUGAGUGGGAUGCUAUUCAUGAGCUCAAGGAUCGCAUCGCCAAUCCUGACGCAUACGCUGCUGCUGCACCGGUGGCUGCGGCCGCUACCGAGGAGGCUGCGCCUGCGGCGGCCAAGGAAGAAGAAAAGGAAGAGGAGAAGGAAGAGUCUGACGACGAGGGCUUCGGUGGUCUGUUCGACUAA
This is a messenger RNA of Fonsecaea erecta, 921 nucleotides long. RefSeq names its product 60S acidic ribosomal protein P0. Gene Ontology annotation, molecular function: large ribosomal subunit rRNA binding; structural constituent of ribosome. Gene Ontology annotation, biological process: cytoplasmic translation; ribosome biogenesis; ribosomal large subunit assembly. The coding region runs from base 1 to 921 and encodes 306 amino acids. NCBI's taxonomy places the organism in Eukaryota, Fungi, Ascomycota, Eurotiomycetes, Chaetothyriales, Herpotrichiellaceae. Gene Ontology annotation, cellular component: cytosolic large ribosomal subunit. The record is from RefSeq and is a predicted model, not a curated record. The transcript has 4 exons.